Molecule: messenger RNA, 390 nt
Organism: Penaeus indicus
Lineage: Eukaryota; Metazoa; Arthropoda; Malacostraca; Decapoda; Penaeidae
Product: craniofacial development protein 2-like
Exons: 1
Coding region: 1-390 (129 amino acids)
Biological process (GO): chromatin remodeling
Cellular component (GO): nucleus
Source: RefSeq, a predicted model, not a curated record
AUGGGGUGUACAGAAGAGGAAAAAGACUUCUGGGAUCAGCUCAGGGGCGUGAUGACGAAAAUGUCGGAUACGGAGGUGGUGUGGAUCGAGAAGGACCUUAAUGGUCACGUUGGGGAAGGGAGCCUUGAUACAGAAGGUACAGCAAAUUACGGAGUUGGAAUACAGAAUAAAGGAGGAGACAAAAUUGUGGACUUUGCAACAGCAAAAUGCAUGACAGUAGUCAACACCUACUUCCAGAAAAGACUGACUCGUCGAGCAACCUAUACUAGUGGUGAGCAAAGCACACAAGUUGACUACAUUUUGUGCAGUCCUUUAUUACAGAAAGUAAAGGACUGCCAUGUCCUACCCAAAGAAUCUGUUACCAAGCAGCGUAAGCUGGUGGUCUGCUAA